GCGUUUGAAUUCACAAUGAAGCAAUAAAAAGGAUUUGAGACAUAUUGAAAUAGAAGCAAAAUGACGGCAUUUAGAAGCAAGGAUUUGAGAUAUUUUAAGUAAAAACUCCAUAAAAUGAGAAUAGAUUCUGAAAAUUUAAAGUAAAAGCUGAAGAAAUUUGGAAAAGAUUUGAAAAAUCUUCGCUAAGAGCUGUAGAAAAUGAGAAUUUGACAGAUAUUAAAUUUAAAGCUCCAUAAAAUGAGAAGAGAUUCUAGAACUUCAAAGUAAAAGCGGAAGAAAAUUGCAAAAGAAUUGAAAAAUCUUUGCUAUAAAUGAAAAAUUGACAGAUAUUAUGUAAAGAGUUUACGAAAAUAAGAUAGGUAUUCAAAAAAAUAUAAGUAGGAGCGGAAGAAAACGAGAAAAGAUUCCAAGCUUUUUUCAAAAUACCAGAAUAAAAGCGGAAGAAAAUUAGAAAAAGAUUUGACAGAUGUUUUUAUACGUAAAAGCCGAAGAAAACGAGACAAGAUUUUAAAGCUUUGUGUGUGAUUUUAAGGUCUGGUGGGUGCAAAGAUCGAGUCUGGGCGAGUUGAGGAGGCCGCCAUCAAUGCAAAGAAAACAGCGUUUAAUGCACGAGCGGGGAUGAUUUGAGAGGUCUGAAGAGAUUCUAAGGCGUGUGUAGGCACGGAAGGAAUCUUUGAAGAAAGCAUUGUUGAAUAUAACAGGACAUGAAGUUUUGAUAGUUUUCUAAUACACGCUUUGUAUACGGAUCGAACCUCGGCGCGGCGGAGUAAAUAGAGAAUGCCCAAGAACACAAUAAAGAUUUAGAGAUUAUUUUAAGUGUGGUUUCCUGGAUGCUGCUCGGCGGAGUAAACGGUACGAAGAUAAGUCUUGAAAUUCUUGAAAACGGCGGUAAAUUUACAAGGAAGUAAUAAAUUUAAUAAAAGGUUUGAAGCGAAAACAACGAUAAGUGCAAAGAAAACGAUAAGAGAUUUGGAUUUUGAUUUUAAGGUCUGAGGAAAUGGAGUUAAAUGCAUAAGAAAAGAAGAUACAGAAAUGCAUGCGUACAACCGCCUGUCAAGCAGCGCACACAGCUCGCCAUCGCCGCCGUCUUCACCAAGGCGGUCCUCGCCGCGUUUGAGGCAUGGAAGAAACAAGAGCGGCCGCAUGCAGGGCAGUAUCGGUCCACCCCUGCCCCCCCGGACGUUUAUGCAGAAAUUCGCGUGGCUUUUGCUCUCUGUGCUUCUGAAGCGUCACGGACUAUUUUUGUUCGCACCGCUGAUUUAUAUAUCAGGAAUGUUGCUUUACAUGGGGACGGUCUCUUUUGAUGCUGGAGAAGUCGUCAGGCAUCAUCUUGCGCCGGGGUCUGUGUAUAGAAGCCCGCAGGUUUUCGAAAAUCUCUGGCCCGCAAUGCAAAUUGACAACGAGACGCACAACACGCUAAUAGCAGCAUGGCAGCAUCCUAGAGACGGUGAAAAAUGGAGACCUUGCAUCAAAGAGACUGAGAAUAAUGGAGGUUUGCCUGCUUCUAAUGGCUAUUUGUUUGUUGAAGCAAAUGGUGGCUUAAAUCAGCAACGUGUCUCGAUCUGCAAUGCGGUAGCUGUGGCAUACCUUUUGAAUGCAACCCUUGUUAUUCCCAAUUUUCAUUUCAAUUCCAUCUGGAAAGAUCCUAGUAAGUUUAAGGAUAUAUAUGAUGAGGAGUACUUCAUUGAUACAGUUAGAAAUGAUGUUAGAGUUGUCAGGAAGCUGCCAGAAGCUGUAAUGGAGAAGUUUGACAACAAUAUGAGCAAUAUUUUUAAUUUCAAGGCAAAGGCAUGGUCACCUGUCAAUUACUAUGAAGAAAAAGUUCUACCCAAAUUGCUAGAGGAUGGUGUGAUACGGAUUUCUCCAUUUGCCAAUCGAUUGUCACAAGAGGUUCCACCCUCAAUUCAGCGUAUGAGAUGUUUGGCAAAUUAUGAAGCACUAAGGUUUGUUGAUCCGAUUGGUGCUCUUGCAGACCAGUUAGUACAACGCAUGAUUCAGCAUAGCUCCACAAGCAAUGGAAAAUAUAUUGCUGUCCAUCUUCGAUUUGAAGAGGAUAUGGUAGCAUUUUCGUGUUGUGUAUAUGAUGGGGGCAAGGAAGAAAAGGAGGAAUUGGAUGUUGCCCGGGAAAAAGGCUGGAGGGGCAAGUUCAAUAGAACAGGCCGUGUCAUUAGACCUGGGCAAAUCAGGAUGAAUGGGAAAUGUCCCUUAACUCCCUUGGAGGUUGGUAUGAUGCUUAGGGGAAUGGGAUUUGAUAACAACACAUCAAUUUAUUUAGCAGCUGGGAAAAUAUAUAAGGCAGAGAAGAACAUGUUGCCCCUCAAGCAAAUGUUUCCUCUAUUACAGACCAAAGAGUCACUUGCCACAGCUGAUGAACUUACUCCUUUCAAGAAUUACUCAUCAAGAAUGGCUGCGCUAGACUAUUCUGUUUGCCUACACAGUGAAGUUUUUGUCACAACUCAAGGGGGAAACUUUCCUCAUUUUCUGAUGGGACACCGAAGAUACUUAUAUGGAGGACACAGCAAGACAAUCAAACCUGACAAAAGAAAGUUGGCAUUGCUAUUAGACAAUCCAAAGAUAAGUUGGAAGACUUUUAAGCAACAAAUGCAAGCCAUGCGACAUCAUAGCGAUGUUAAGGGAAUUGAAAUAAGAAAAGUUAACGCUUCAGUAUAUACCUUUCCUGCACCAGAUUGCAUGUGCCGUGAGAGACAUAUGGAAACUUUGGAAGCAUGAGCCAUUUGGUUAUAGCAUAAUCAUGAAAAGAGUACAUUCUUUUUCAAUUGGAGAUUUCUAUUGAUGUACCUGUACUGUAUGGUGAUUGAAGAGUUCUUCUACUCCCACAAUUUUAUUCUAGCUGCAUUGUGUUCCAUUCUUUCAAUCCUUGGAAAGGGAAACAUACACUGCUAAGUUGCUGAGAAUUUGAUUGCAUGGUACAUCAGCCCUAUAUCAGGGUCCAUUUGAGCUCCCACCUGUUGAAUGAUAGCACUGGAGACAACUUCCAUACUGUAUUGCAGGAACAAUGCUAAAUUUCAGAGUUGUAUACUUGUGAUCUGACCAGUUGACAAACAAACUACUUAAACAGAACAGCUGUACUUCAAACCAAUGACAUAUAAAGAAACUAAAUGAGAAAUUCUUGUACCAUAUUUGUACACUUUUGUAGCGUAAGUGGAGUUUGAAAUUCAAAUUAUUUGUUCCCAUUCAAGGGAAUUACCCUCUUAUAUCCUGUAGUUUUGGGAUAUUGUAUCAUUUGGAGAACAAGACAUUGUAAGAAUUUUUCGAUGUUCAUGGCGGGGGGUGGAUUGAAUACCUUCCGUGAGAACAUAGUUUUUUUUGUCCUAUUUUUCAGUUGCAAACAUUCAUUUAUUCUUGGAUUUUA
Molecule: messenger RNA, 3373 nt
Organism: Cryptomeria japonica (Japanese cedar)
Lineage: Eukaryota; Viridiplantae; Streptophyta; Pinopsida; Cupressales; Cupressaceae
Product: protein ESMERALDA 1
Exons: 10
Coding region: 1033-2730 (565 amino acids)
Source: RefSeq, a predicted model, not a curated record